UAUAAAUAAAAUGUGUCAGCGUUUGUCCUACAAAGCAUCAUAGGUCGACUAAGCGUAUAAACUAUGGACUGUAAAGAUUACUUUUUAUUGAGUGAGUUGAAACUUGUUUACUCCAAGCCAAAUGAUUUCAUUAAAUUUCAGUGCGGUUACCACAAGCUAUACAUAGUUUGGCGUAUAUUUUGGGCGUUGUACCAUUUAGUUUGGAUUAUUUUGACUGGAGUUUAUAGUUACCAAUGGGCUGGAGAUGACCCUGCACAACAGGUGAAAUGGUUUAUUUAUUUAACAAACUGGGCAUACUUUGUACUUACCUUUUCUACCACCAUUGGCGCUGUAUGUGUUGUAUACAUAGCUGUCAAAAGAGAUGACAUACUUCAAGGUGCAUGUUCUGAUAUGCCAUGGUAUCUGAAAGUUGAUUGGGUGUUUUUUAACGUUUCAAAUUCAGUCAGUAUUUUAGUAGCUAUGAUGUACUGGGGAUUGAUUUAUUCAAGUUCAAGCACAAUAACAGCAGUAAACAUAGAAACUCACGGAUUAAAUAUGGUGUACGUUUUAGUCAAUUUAUUCCUGACUGGAAUCCCUGUGCGUUUCUAUCAUCUCUUUCAUCCAAUGGUAUUUGGUACAACCUAUAUUGUAUUUUCUAUUAUAUACGAGGUAUCAGGAGGUACCAAUGCUCAGAACAAAUCCUAUAUUUAUUCAACCUUUGACUGGAGCAAUACUGGAUUCACUUCCGGGUUGUCACUGAUAACUGUACUAGUAGCAAUUCCAGUUUGUCAUAUCAUCUUAUUUCUUCUGUACCUUUUAAGAAUUUUUGUGAACAAAAAAUUUUGUUUUCCGACAGAGAUUCAAAACAAAGCUACAUCUGUUGACAAUAAAUCCUUCAGCCCAGAAAAUUACUUGGAACUUAAAGACAAAAAUGAAGUAAAAAUAGAUAUGGAUACCCCAUUGGCGAACAAGAAAUCAUGAGAAUGACUUUACAUAACUAGUUUGCACAUGGUC
Molecule: messenger RNA, 993 nt
Organism: Mytilus californianus (California mussel)
Lineage: Eukaryota; Metazoa; Mollusca; Bivalvia; Mytilida; Mytilidae
Product: protein rolling stone-like
Exons: 4
Coding region: 64-960 (298 amino acids)
Cellular component (GO): membrane
Source: RefSeq, a predicted model, not a curated record